Messenger RNA from Durio zibethinus, 3245 nucleotides. RefSeq names its product DDT domain-containing protein DDR4-like. Gene Ontology annotation, biological process: regulation of DNA-templated transcription. The record is from RefSeq and is a predicted model, not a curated record. NCBI's taxonomy places the organism in Eukaryota, Viridiplantae, Streptophyta, Magnoliopsida, Malvales, Malvaceae. Gene Ontology annotation, cellular component: RSF complex.
AAACCCCAACUUCGUACCACAUGCCCAGGUAUUGUCGUCCCCCUGGUUUUCUUCCCCCAAAUCCCUCUGCCUUUCCUCCCAAUCCCCAUCCUCGCUCGGCUUCCUCCUUCCUUUCCAUCCAACCAAACAGAAAAUUCCCCCAAUAUAAAAAAAUAUUUAUAUUAAUUAAUAUUAAUAUAUGAUGAAAAAUAGAAGUGAAUGAAUGAAGGAUGGUUUGGACCUUUGCUUCUCCUUUCUUCUUCACUCCUCUUAACCCAAACAAACCUCCAUCAUUAAACACAUCCUAAAUUCUUUUUUUUUCCCUCUUUUUCUUAAUUUUUUAAACUUUGAUUCUGAUCCUGAUAAUAAUAAUAAUAUUGUUAUUAUUAUUAUUAUUAUUAUUAUUAUUAUUAUUAAUUCCUUUCUCCCUAUCUUUCUUCGGAAUGCGAAUCUACUACGCUUAGUCCCACCGUAACUACCCUAAAGCCUUCAGCCCGAUCUCCCCCUUUUCCGCCAUGUCCCUCGAUUCUUCCCCUUCCCUUCCGAUCCCUCUCGACCCACCUCAAAACCACACCUUUCCUGCCCAAAACGACAGCCCCACUACGCAAACCCCGGAAUCCACCACUGACGCUAACGCAACGCUAACGCCGACCCCUCCCUUAACGAGGAGCAAUCGCCCCUCGCGGGCUUGUACAAUCCGAGCCGCUCAACGGCUCUACGAGAAGCAACAGCAAGCCGCGAUUGAGCGGCGGCAGAAACCGGCGAAGAAAGAGCAGCAGCACCACCAAUAUCAGCAGCAGAAGCAACACAAGGACGAAAAUGAUGGUUCUUCGUCGCCGCAGCAGCAAUGCAGCGGUAUUACCAAGAUCGUUACUCCUCUAGUGGGGCCGCCGGAGCCAUCGCAGUUGCCUAGGUGGAACAUUCGGUCUAUGUGGGAGUUAGCUUCAGUACUUAAUUUCUUGCAUGUUUUCAGGCCGCUUUUGAACAUAGCUGUGGAGUUCUCGGUGGAGGAGCUUGAGACAGCUUUGAUUACACCUAAUGAUACUUUGGGAGAUAUUCAUAUUCCUUUGUUAAAGGCAAUCCCUCCAAUUACUAGGAUGGCCCUUACACGGGAUACCUGGGUUACUGUUCUUUGCAAAAAAUUAAGGGACUGGUGGCUUUGGGUUGCAGAUGGGGAUCUUCCCAUUGUUGCUGCACACGGGGUGGAGGUUGAAUUAUACAAGUCACUUGAUCCUGGAGUUCGUGUUGUGAUCUUGAAAGCGCUAUGUGACAUUCGUGUUGAGCAAGAAGACAUCCGGAACUACAUUGACAACUCAAUUAAACAUGGUGUUCAACUUUCAGCCUUUCGUAAAGAACGUAUUGGAGGUGAUUCUCAGGGAAUUAAUUACUGGUAUGAGGAUGAUCCAGUCAUUGGUCAUCGCUUAUACCGGGAAAUAAGGAAAGUUGAGUUGAAGAAAGCAAAGAUGAAAGGUUCCCAUGUCCCUAAUAGUGCAACAUAUCUGUGGGAAACAGUUGCAACAAAUUUGGAAGAAUUUCAAGAAGUUUCUGAGAAACUUUUUGCCAGUAAAAAUAGAACGGAGUCUUCACUAGGGAAGAAGUUAAAGAAUGACAUGCUUCCUGAGAUUGAAAAAGAACACAAGAGAAAGGAGAGGUUACUGAAAAAACAACAUAGACAAGCUCUUCUUCUUAAUAACUUCUUGGUUGUUGAUGGGCUUGCUCCAGGACGCUCACUUCGUGACAGAAAACCUGUCACUUACACAUUUGAUGAUUAUGAUCGGUCAAUAAAUGAGGCCAUUAAGAUUACCAAGCGGAAACCACCAUCACCAGAUCCCCUCAAUGUAAGAGAUGUUGCCAAGCCUGAACCUUCUGCAAACGGUAAAUUGAGUGGUCCUUCACAUGCCUCUGAACAGGACAAUGACAUCCUACUGUCCCCCAAAUCACCCGAAUAUGAUGAUUUUGAUGAUAAUAAAUCUGGGGAAUUGGAUCGUAGCAAUCGGCGGAGGCAGAGACCUCAACGAUAUUCAACGAAGGAGUUUGUUGAAGCUGUUUCAGAUAACGAGGCAGACUUUGACAGUGAUGAUGAUAUAGUUGGAGAAGCUAUAUAUGAUGAGGAAUACCUGAGAAAACGAAAACGGAGAAGGCAAUCCAGCAGCUCAGAAGGAGAUGAGGAAUAUGGUUGGGAAGAGGAAAAUGCUGAAGAAGAGGAGGAAGAAGAAGAGGAUUCCUUAAGUAUCAGUGAGGACAGUGAUGAGGGCCCAAAAUUCAAGAAAUUGCCAGGCCGCACUCGGAGAGAAACUAAAUUAAGGUCAGUUGAUGAGCUUCAGUCAGGUCUAAGACGUAGUAAAAGAGCCACCAGGAAUCGUAUUGAUUAUAGACAGUACGAGCUGUCAGAAUCUGAAACAGAAUCAAAAGCUGAAAAGUCUAAUCCGUCAGAUGAACACUCAGAUGCAAGUGAGAAUGAGGAGUAUUCGGAAGGAAGUCAAGAUUCCAAUGGCAGUGAUGAUGACCAGGAAAUGAACGUUGAUCCACUCGUGGAAGUUGACUCCGAGACAGUACAGAAAGAGCAAAGCCAGCAACCUGAGCAAUCAAAUGGCCUUGGGCAAGAUGAAGAGGUUGGUGUGCGAAAAAGACGCUUCCUUGACCUAAACGAGCUUGCUCCUGGUUCUGGUUUUGAUGAUGGUCCCAAUACAAUAAUGAAAGAUGAUGACAGAGAUGAUUUCUAGAGCUUCCAUCUCUGCUGAAGAGCAAGGGUUGUAAUCUUCUCCUGGGGAAGCAAAGUGUAUGAUAGUAAAAUUUAUAAAUUUUGCCAUAAGCCUAUGGAGGAAUUUAGGGUCGGCAUUCCUCCGAGGCUCUACACUACCUUGAUGCAAUUCAUUCAGGGUUUGCAGCAGGGAAGCAACAUGAUGAGAGUUCUAUAGAUUAGGUAGUCAUUUUUUAGCAUGCCCACAUUGAAAGAAACCUACAGGCAGGUCGAUGGGGAUUAGGGAAUUCGUUCAGAGAUCUUUAGCUUACCGAUCAAUGUACAAUAACCUUAUAACUAAUAUUGUAACUGUGAAAAAAUUGGCUUUAGAUGUCAAGCCCUCUAGUUUUAAUCUUUUAUCACCCUCUGCGCUUCUGGGUUGGUUGGAUCCCACCGAAAGUAUUAUUGGGUUUUCUCUUCAUUGUAAUGGAACCAUCCUCCCACAAAGGUAUUAGGAGUUUUCUUACUCAAAUUGCUGUGUAAUAUUCCUUUGUUUUAACACUCACCUUCGUUUCGGGAUUUUGGU